Molecule: messenger RNA, 736 nt
Organism: Saccoglossus kowalevskii
Lineage: Eukaryota; Metazoa; Hemichordata; Enteropneusta; Harrimaniidae
Product: cartilage intermediate layer protein 1-like
Source: RefSeq, a predicted model, not a curated record
CUGACAACUGAAGACGAAGCACUCUCCACAGUCAGAUCCAGAUUGACUCAUCCCUGCAUCAUGAAGUUUGCCGUAUUACUUGUGGUCUACACUGCCAUCAUAUGUACCAAUGUGCGCGAUUCAGUUCAACAAUGGGAUACAACUCCACACACCUAUGUGACUUCUCGAAUAGUUUACGGUGUUAAUGCUGUGUGUGAUGGAGCAUGGACCGACUGGAUUAAUCUGGAUGGCCCUGGCGGAGCAGGAGAUGAAGAAUAUCUGUCUGAAGCAGCUGCCCAAGGACUAGUUUGCAGUAGUCCUACUGCAAUACAAGCACAGACCGUAAAUGGCAUCCCCGCAGAACAGACUGGUCAAUUUAUAUUUAAUCAUAACCCAUAUAUCGGAUUCAAUUGUAUAAAUAAUCACCAAACUCAGCCUCCAUGCCUUGACUAUAAGGUCAGAUACUGCUGCUAAGCUUAUCGCCAUCAAUGCAGUUGACCGAUACCAACGCAGUUCGUGGAAGUCCGCCAAUCAGCUAUAUGCUUGCUGCAAUAUGCUAAAUGGAAAUACAUAAAAUAUAAUCCUCCUCCUAAUUAACAUUUGUCUUCGCUAAUAGUGCAUGUAUAGAAUCAAUAAUAUAUUGGAUGACACAUGUAUUACAUGUUCAAUGUAUCUUUUUCGAAGGUGCUUACCACAAAUAAAGUAGUGUGACAUACUGCAUUUGCUAUUGUAUUUAGUUAGUAAAGAAUUGUAGGCA